Messenger RNA from Bicyclus anynana (squinting bush brown), 1162 nucleotides. RefSeq names its product probable isoaspartyl peptidase/L-asparaginase GA20639. Lineage: Eukaryota; Metazoa; Arthropoda; Insecta; Lepidoptera; Nymphalidae. Bases 16 to 1044 code for a protein of 342 amino acids. The transcript is spliced from 8 exons. Gene Ontology annotation, molecular function: asparaginase activity. The record is from RefSeq and is a predicted model, not a curated record.
CUCGUAUCUUUAUCUAUGGUAGAUUUAUUACUAGAGCUGUUUAGGCAAAACAUGUAUUUUGUUACACUUUGGACAGCACUAUUACUGAUAAAUGGAUACUUUGCCAUGGAGCCAGUAAUAAUAGUCCACGGUGGAGCUGGUGACAUUCCUCAGAGUCGUGUGAAAGGAAAAUUUGAUGGAGUGAAAGUUGCAGUCAUUGCUGGUCAUAAAGUAUUGUUGCAAGGUGGGAGUGCUUUAGAUGCUGUUGAGGCUGCUGUUGUGUCUAUGGAAGAAGAUGAAAACUUCAAUGCUGGCUAUGGGUCCGUCUUAAAUCUUCGUGGUGAAGUAGCGAUGGAAGCAAGCAUAAUGCGUGGAGAAGAUCUGAACUCUGGCGCAGUAACACUAGUCAAAGAGUUUCGCAAUCCUAUUAGUAUCGCCCAUAAAGUUCUUACUGAUUCUCCACAUUCAUUUUUAGGUGGAGAAGGUGCUAAAUUGUUUGCAUUGGAAAAGGGCUUUUCGACAGUUCCACCAGAGAGUUUGAUAUCAGAGAAUGCAAAAAAUGCUCUGGAAGAAUUUUUACAACACGGUGAAUUCGGAAGAACAGAAAUUGGUGUGAAGAAUGAGGGUGGGGUAGGAACUGUGGGAGCUGUUGCAAUUGAUAAACAUGGGCAUAUUGCUGUCGCUACAAGCACGGGAGGCAUGAGCGGCAAAGCUGUCGGACGUAUUGGCGAUACACCUCUCAUUGGUAGUGGGACUUAUGCGGAUGACAAUGUUGGUGGCGUGUCUACUACAGGUCAUGGUGAAUCCAUCCUCAAAUAUUGCUUGGCACAUAGCAUUAUUAAAUUAAUGGAAAAUGGGUCAGACGCUAAUACAGCUACUAAAGAAGCAGUUACUGGAAUGACCAAUCGUCUAAACAAUACGGCAGGUGCAAUUACUUUAUCCAAAAAUGGAGAUGUUGGCAUAUACUUCAGCUCAACCAGGAUGUCUUGGGCUUAUAUUAAGGAAAACAAAUUGUUUUAUGGAAUAGAACAUAAUGAAGUCAUAGCAGAUGAUUAUGCUCCUUAAUAUUUUUUGACUAUAUUACGUAUUUACUUAAAAUGUUUUAAAUCGGGUUAAAAUUUUAACCUAAUCGGAUUUAAAUGCUUAAAUUUAUUUUAAAUAAAUUAACUGUUAUUAAUUUCUA